AUGAGGCUGUCACUGCUGUUGCUGCUGGGGGCCUGGGCCAUCCCAGGGGGCCUUGGGGAAAGGGCUACAUUCACGGCCACUGCGCCACAUCUGGACGAUGAGGAGAAGUACUCGGCUCAUAUGCCUACUCACCUGCGCUGUGAUGCCUGCAGGGCUGUGGCCUACCAAAUGUGGCAACAUUUAGCAGAAGCCGAGGCCAAACUUCAUACCCCAGAGUCCGGGGGGCGGCGAGAGCUGAGUGAAUCCAUGUAUACAGAUGUGUUGGACCGCAGCUGCUCCCAGAGCUGGCAGGGCUAUGGGGUCCAAGAAGUGAACCAGGUAAAACACCUCACUGGUCCGGGACUCAACAAGGGACCAGAGUCAAGCAUCAGUGUGAUGGUCACAGGGGGCCCCUGGCCCAUCAGGCUCUCCCAGACCUGUCUACACUACCUGGGAGAGUUUGGAGAAGACCAGAUCUAUGAAGCUCACCAACAAGACCGAGAGGCUCUGGAGGCACUGCUGUGUGGGGGCCCACGGGGGCCCUGCUUGGAGGAGGCACCAGUCACAAGGGAAGAGCUCUAG
This is a messenger RNA of Chrysochloris asiatica (Cape golden mole), 561 nucleotides long. It is a transcript of the gene MZB1, whose product is annotated as marginal zone B and B1 cell-specific protein. Gene Ontology annotation, biological process: regulation of B cell proliferation. Gene Ontology annotation, cellular component: endoplasmic reticulum chaperone complex; extracellular region. The record is from RefSeq and is a predicted model, not a curated record. The coding region runs from base 1 to 561 and encodes 186 amino acids. The transcript has 4 exons. Lineage: Eukaryota; Metazoa; Chordata; Mammalia; Afrosoricida; Chrysochloridae.